CCGGGGAGGGAGAAGUGCUUGAAGGAAAAAAAAGGAUGGUCAUCAUGGGCAACGGCUCUUCCUCGAGUAGUAGUAGCAACAGCAACGGCAACAGCAAUACCAACACAACCUCUUCCCCAGCCCCCGACACCUCCAGUGAGCCACCCAUGCUGCUCUCUCUGCCCGAAGACGUGCUCUACAGCAUACUCAUCACCUGCCUCACGCCAACCGAGCUCACUGACGCCCUCCUGGCGGUGAGCCCGUCGCUCUCGCGGACAAUUUCUCAUUGGGUCCUGGGGGAUCUCCCGCGGGUGUGCAAGUGGCGCGAGCGGUUCGAUGAGAAGGUCCAGACGCUCACACAGUUCCAGGGAGAGGUAGGGGAGGAGAGUAGUGGGGAGGGCAUCUGGUUUGUCGAGGGGAGCUUCGGGGAGAUGAGAUGGUUGGCUCGUGUGUGUGGUUUGUGUGGGCUGGGCUGGUCAGGUGCGUGUGCUGCGGGACAGUUUGCGGGAUGCGAUUAACGUGAUGGAGACCACCAAGCAGCAGCUGCGGGGCAGCCAAAGCACCAUGAACCAGGUAAGACUCAGAAACGAGCAGCAGACAACGCGAAACGGUUUGUUGUGUGUGCGUCAGACACGUGAGGUCAUGGCUCGUCGGCGGGGCCUGCUGUCGGAGCGACAGAGCCUCUCCGAGCAGGCUCUAGAAGGUCGGUCUGACCACCAACAGACCUCUCAUAUCAUAGCCCUUCACCCCGCACUCACCACAGUGUGUGGAUGCCUGUCUGUGCAGAUUUCAAGGAGAGCAAGCCUUACAGCUGCCCCACUUCCUCCGCGGCCCGCCCUUCAGCCGCCCACAACCCAUCAUCGUCAGCAUCUUCGUCUUCAGCAUCUUCGUCGGGCAACGAUGCGUCGGCGGCAGAUGAGGAGAGUUGUCUGCUAGAGAGUGCCCUGGGCCCGACGAGCACUCAGCGGUGCUGCAUCGCCAUGCUCUCCAUAGAGGACUUCAGAUCAACCGCUGUGGAGCUCAGAGACGUCGCGACGCAGGUCGGUGGGCUGGUGUCUGGUCCGAUAUGUGGUGGAAAGACUUCACUGCACAUCUCUGUGUUUGUGGGUGGGUGGGUGUGUGCCUUCAGGUGCACCAGUACGGUGCGGAGGUGCAGCGUCUGGCGACCGACAUGGAGGCGGCCGUGUCUGCCGUGCAGUCUCUCUGCGAGCAGCUGGACCCCAAGUCAGCUGACCUCAUGACACAGUGCAAAGACAUCCGCGAAGAGGCCGAAAAACUCCAUGCGGUAUGCAAUGCGACCACACAGACCGACCCGACACACAAACAUUAUCAAUGUAGUGAAUGGAUGUGUCUCUGUGUGUGUGUAUGUGUGUGUUUGUUUGUCAGGAGGAGAAGUUGGCCAGUGUGGCUCUUAAGAGUCCCGUGGUGGACCCCGUGCGUCUGCUGCAGGCCCGGGUACUGGUGGCAUCCAGGGGCGCCAAGAAACAGAAACAGACAGCAUAGCCACCCUGCCUGCCAAGCGCUCACCCACUCACAGGCAGACAGGCAGGGAGGGAGGGAGAGAGGGAGUGCAGUGCAAUGCAUUCAAUGGGGGAGAGAGAUGUGAGGAGAGGGAAAGUCGCCUUUCAGCUACCCCUGUUUUGCUGGAUGGUGUGUUUGCGGCGGCAUGGGUGCAGUAUAACGUUCAGGAGGUGAGGCGAACGCUUUGCUGGGGGAGAGAGAAAAGGGAAAUUCGUGUGGCGUGGCUGCGCAAUGGAGUGCUGAUGCUUUUGCGUCAAUCUUGUUGUGCUCCUCGAGGGGCAGGUUGCGUGCAACACACUUGUUGCACGCAAGAAGCUGCUGCUCGAGGGGUUUUAACAGGAUUAACGCUUGCCGCAUUCACUUUGCGCGUGGAACUUGCGAGUACAUCGUCAAAUGGGGAUUGCGGUGGACGCUGCCUUUGUCCUGACUCACGCACACAGUUUCUCAUCCGCACCUUCUGAC
Molecule: messenger RNA, 1962 nt
Organism: Vitrella brassicaformis
Lineage: Eukaryota; Vitrellaceae
Source: the annotation of a GenBank genome assembly